AUGGAAUCCCUCUCCCACCUCCUCUUCGAAUGUAGCUACGCAUCAGAGACCUGGUCCCUGGUCCCAUGGUCUUCUCAGAUCACAAUUCACACAAACACUGACUUCAGAUCAAGACUACAAGACUCUUUCAUCAGGCUAAAUCUCCCCCCUAUUGGAGCAGUGACAAAUAUUUUCCCUUGGGUGUGUUGGGGAAUCUGGAAGGCUCGCAACCAUCUUAUCUUCCAAAACAGAUACUCCACCCCCUCGGAAGUCUUAACAAAGGCGAUUGUCGCUAUGAGAGAAUGGGAACAAGCUAAAGCUCUGUCUCCAAAGAGUUCUACAUCACUGACACGAGUGAAUCUCCCCCUCCCCUACUCCAACGAUGUGAUCUACUGUAACACAGAUGCCUCUUGGAACGCUCAAACCAGAUCUGCAGGAAUGGCAUGGAUCUUCACAGAGCAAGGGGACAAAGAGAUCGCACGAGGAUCUAUAUAUCAAGAGUUUGUCUCAUCCCCAUCGAUGGCAGAGGCUUUGGCAAUACGCGGUGCUCUCCAACAUGCAAUCUCUCUCCAUAUCAACAAAAUUUCGCUGCACUCAGACUGCAAAGGGCUUGUUCUAGCCAUCUCUGCGAAUCGAAGAUCGGUGGAACUCUUUGGAGUUUUGUCGGACAUUGAAUCAUCGAUCAUCUCUUUUUCCGCUUGUUCUUUCUUUUCAUUCCAAGAUCUCUAA
This is a messenger RNA of Brassica napus (rape), 708 nucleotides long. RefSeq lists its product as uncharacterized. The record is from RefSeq and is a predicted model, not a curated record. Lineage: Eukaryota; Viridiplantae; Streptophyta; Magnoliopsida; Brassicales; Brassicaceae. Gene Ontology annotation, molecular function: nucleic acid binding; RNA-DNA hybrid ribonuclease activity. The transcript has a single exon. Bases 1 to 708 code for a protein of 235 amino acids.